GACCUCCAAAAAGCGAUUCUGCACAGCGAAGAGGCGCUAGCCGCUAUGCCUCGAAGCAGCCCUAAUCGAGCCGCAGGACACAAUAACCUGGGAGUCGUGUUUUUUACGAGGUUUGAGCGGAAGGGAGACCUUGGUGACCUCCGAAAAGCCAUUAAACACAGCGAAGAGGCACUAGCAGCUACCCCACAAGAUCACCCCGAUAGAGCAAGCAGACACAAUAACCUGGGGCACUGGUUGUCUGCUAGAUUUGAGCGGAUAGGAGACCUUGAUGAUCUCCAGAGAGCUAUUAAGCAUGGCCAAGAGGCGCUAGCUGCCACCCCUCAAGAUCACCCCGAUCGAGCAAUGCGUCACCAUAAUCAGGGAGAGUGGCUCUCUGCGAGAUUUGAGCGGAUAGGAAACCUGGAUGACCUCCGCGAAGCUAUUCAGCAUGGCGAAGAGACAAUAGCUGCUACUCCUCAAGAUCAUCCUAAUCGGGGGGUCGCAAACAAUGGCCUGGGAGCGAGGCUCUAUUUAAAGUUUGAGCGGUUAGGAGACCUUAGAGACCUUCAAAAGGCCAUUACUCACGGGGCAGAGGCACUUGCUGUUACCCCUCAAGAUCACCCGGAUCGAGCGAACGCAUAUAAUAACAUGGGAAACUCAUUCCUUAGGAGGUUUAAACGGAUAGGAGACCUUAGUGACCUCCAAAAAUCUAUCAAGUACUACGAAGAGGCACUAGCUGCCUCCCCUCAAAAUCACCCGAGUCGAGCAGACAGACAGGGGAACAUGGGGGGCGCCUUCUUUAGAAGGUUUGAGAGGAUAGGAAGCCUUGGCGACCUCGAAAAGGCUAUUGAAUGCGGCGAAGAGGCGUUUGCUGCCACCCCUCAGGAUCACCCGGCUCGUGCAGGCAUAUGCAGUUACUUGGGGAAUGUGUUCUGUAGGAGGUUUCAGCGGAUAGGAGACAUUA
Molecule: messenger RNA, 943 nt
Organism: Tuber aestivum (summer truffle)
Lineage: Eukaryota; Fungi; Ascomycota; Pezizomycetes; Pezizales; Tuberaceae
Source: the annotation of a GenBank genome assembly